UCCAGCCUGGGUAACAAGAGCGAAACUCCGUCUCCAAAAUAAAAAAGUCACACAAUGUGGAAUUCCAAACGCUUCAAAAGUAAAGAGAUGCAAGACAUUAACAUAGCCACAAACACGCUGGAACAGUAAGAGCGGGAGCCCACGUGAGACCAGCUUCACGGCCGUGCGAGGCGAGCAUGCGGACCCGCCGCAGGCACCACGCGGCUUCCGGUCCCCGGGCGGCGGUUUCCGGUGCGCGCUCGCAGGGGACGCCGGGAAGGGCGCCCGUCAGGCCCGGGGGCAGGCUCGGCGCCCGCCAGGUCUGUGGCGGCGAGCGGGUGCCCGGCCAGCCUGCGGGGGUGGCCGUGACCUGGCCGGUGGCCCUAGCGUGCGCCGAGCUGUCCCGGAGCGGCCCCGGGCGUGACGCGGACGGAGGAGCGGCGUGGGCAGCGGAAGCGCCCGCGGGGCCUGCGGUGGCGCGCACGAGCCCGGUGACCCGCCCGCCCCGUCCUUCCGGGCUUGGGUGGCGGGGAGGGCCGAGGACCCCCGCGUCCGUGGCGGGUCGGCGCUCCCGUCGCGUGGGUCCACGGAGGGAGGGCAUGCCUGAGCCGACGCACCCGAGCGCCUUCCUCGCGUGGAGGCCGAGGUCGUGUUUGGACACCUGUCCUCCUGCCCCCCAGAUGGUGACCGCGGAGGAAGACCUGCGUCGGGCCCAGUGCCCCGGGGCCGGGGGUCAGUCCCCGGGGCGCCGAAGCUCAGGCCCUUCCCGGCGCCCUGCUCUGCCCUGAGCUUGUGCACUCUUCUGCCCGGUAGUCCUGGCAUUGACCAGCAUAGGUGAGUGGAUCCUGCUGGGGUCAUGGGCCAUGAUCCAGGCCGCGUGGGGUUGCUGACAGUCAGCCAUAGGAACAGGAGGGUUUCUUCAGGGAGCCAACCUGAAUCCGCACUGGAGAAGGAUAGGUUCUCCAGGAGGGUGGCUUCCUUGGUAGUCUGACCCAAGGAGGAUAUCUUCUCUGAAGCCCUGCAGCAGUGAUGGUGGUCCGGUAAGCAAAGGGUUCCUUCAGCCCCACCCAGGGCAGUGCCCAGCUGAGACUCUGCGCAGGUCUGACCUCAGGGGCUGCCCAGGCCACACGAGGGGUUCCAUAGGAGGUCCGAGGCACCACAGGGGUCACACAGUAGCUCUCCUUCCCCAGAGAGAGGUGAAAGAUCAGGUCCAUGGGAUCAGGCCUUUGGAAAUUUAAGAAUCAGGCCCCACCCAUGGCCCUGAAUGGGACCAAGCUUUUAAGUCAUGGGCCAUCCAGCGGUGCCUCUUUGAGCCUAGUGAGGGGUGAUGCGGCUUCAAGGGGUUUGGGUCAAGGCUGAGCUCUGGCUGGCACCUGGCCCUGGGACUCGUUGGCUUUGGGCAAAGGGGCCAGCUCGCGUUCUGCUGGCAGUCACCCUUUCCCCAUGGGUGACUAGUGGGAAAGUGGCAUCCUUAGAUGGGAACACCCACUGUCAAGGGUCCUUUGCUGGAAAUUUGCUACCCAAGCUGCUUCUGAGCCAUGGACACACCUCCAGGGUGGCUAGGUCUUGGCCCCAAGGAAAGGAGAAGACACCAUGUGUCCCCCAAUUGGCCGAGUGUGGUUCGACUCUCUGUUUGGGAGGUGUGUAGGGCAUGGAUGGGGACCCACCAGAGAAUGCACGUGGCCCGGGGACCCAGCUUGCGAUUUCUGGUGCACACUUGGAGAGAACCCUGGGCAGGUGCCCUCCACACCAAGGCACUGGCUAUGCGACUGCCAGGUCUGCAGUGACAUGUGGCUUCCGGGACAGCCUUCUUGGUUGGCCAUGAACUGGUUGGUUGCCCUGGCCUGUGCCCAGUUAUCUCAGAGUGGCCCAGGUGUCUUGCAGGGGAGCCAGCAUGAGUAGUGGAGGUAUUCAUGGGACCGGCAAUGGAGCGCAGCCUGGGAAUCCUGCCAUGAGCCCAGUGACCCACCUGCCCUGUCCUUCUAGGGUUAGGUGAUAGGGAGGACCAAGGGUCCCCUCGGUCUGUGAUGGGUCAGUAUUCCUAUCACGUGGGUUCAUGGAGGGAGAGCAUGCAUGAGCCUUCAUCCCCCACUGCCUUCCCCCUGUGGAGGCGUGAGGCCCUGUUUAAACACGUGUUCUCCUGUCCUCCCAGACGGUGAGCCUGGAGAUAGACUUGCCUCGGGCCUGCUGUCCCCAGGCCAGUGUCCGUCAGCCAGGUGCCCAGCCCCCAGUGCACUGAAGCUCGGCCCUUCCUGGUGCCCUCGUCUCCUGCACUGAGCUGUGUGAGCUCUUCUGCCCAUGAGGGCCCCCUGGUAUUGACUGCAUAGGGUCCAGAGGCAGAGAGUACAGGGUGCCCUGCGUCUGUGUUGGGCCAGUUCCACAUGGACCCC
This is a messenger RNA of Saimiri boliviensis boliviensis (Bolivian squirrel monkey), 2369 nucleotides long. NCBI's taxonomy places the organism in Eukaryota, Metazoa, Chordata, Mammalia, Primates, Cebidae. The record is from RefSeq and is a predicted model, not a curated record.